GUAAUUGAACUCUGACAAAACCAGACGGUUCGUCGUCGAGAGAGCAUCGAUGCCAAAGGUGGCGGUGCCUGGUUUAUCCAGACGAAUACUACCGUCCCCUUCCGCCAUGGAUUUGGCUUUUUCCAAAAGAAAGUCCUGUUUGUUUGUAAUUUGCCGCCAAGUUGGGAUAAUGAGUUGUGCUGCGAGCGCAAGGGCAUUUGAUUUGGCUAGGAAUGUCUGAGAGGCUUUCAUUGCUCGUCUUUUUGAAGGUUCUGGUUUUUGGGGAGGGGUGGAAUUCUUUCGACAGGUCUUUAAGAUGGUCAUUUGGCAAAAUAGGACAAAAGCUUCUUCAGGUUGUUUUUCAACAGGGAACUGAGGGACUCUCUACUCUGCUGCAGGAAGAGACUUUGCACUUGGGAGCACAACUUCAUCUUUUCAAGAGAUAA
Ilex paraguariensis (yerba mate) is the source of this 425-nucleotide messenger RNA. The record is from the annotation of a GenBank genome assembly. NCBI's taxonomy places the organism in Eukaryota, Viridiplantae, Streptophyta, Magnoliopsida, Aquifoliales, Aquifoliaceae.